Closterium sp. Naga37s-1 is the source of this 1266-nucleotide messenger RNA. NCBI's taxonomy places the organism in Eukaryota, Viridiplantae, Streptophyta, Zygnematophyceae, Desmidiales, Closteriaceae. The record is from the annotation of a GenBank genome assembly.
AUUAUUCCGGUGCUCAACAAGAUUGAUCUGCCAGGGGCGGACCCGGAACGAGUACGGGCAGAGGUGGAGGAGGUGGUGGGGCUGGACGCGUCAGACGCCAUCCUGUGUUCCGCCAAAGAGGGAGUGGGCAUUCAGGACAUCCUCGAGUCCAUCAUUGCCAAAGUGCCGCCCCCUGCUCCCACCAGAGACCAGCCCCUGCGCUGCCUCAUCUUUGACAGCUACUACGACCCAUACCGGGGGGUGAUAGUGUACUUCCGAGUGGUGGAUGGCGAGGUGCGCAAGGGCGACAGCGUGCGCUUCAUGGCGAGUGGCAAGCAGUACGAGGUGGACGAGCUGGGGGUGCUCUCGCCCACGCAGAUGCCUGUUGACUGCCUCUAUGCUGGCGAGGUGGGGUAUCUUGCAGCGUCCAUUCGCCAAGUGGCAGAUGCGAGGGUGGGAGACACAAUCACCCACGCAGGGGGAGCGGGCAAGGGUGGCCCACCGGCCAAGGAGGGGUUGCCCGGGUACAGGGAGGCGGUGCCGAUGGUGUUCUGCGGGCUCUUCCCCAUCGACGCCGACCAGUUCCCCUCUCUGAGAGAAGCGCUGGAGAAGCUGCAACUGAAUGAUGCGGCACUACAGUUUGAGCCGGAGAGCAGCAGCGCCAUGGGCUUUGGCUUCCGCUGUGGCUUCCUGGGUCUGCUGCACAUGGACGUGGUGCAGGAACCCUUGGAGCGAGAGUACAGCCUUGAUCUGAUCACAACCGCUCCCAGCGUCGUGUACCGAGUGGUGAAGCGGGACGGGUCGGUGGCGGAGUGUUCCAACCCCGCUGACAUGCCGGAUGCCUCUGUGCGCACUGAGAUCCAGGAGCCCUACGUGCGGCUGGACAUUCUGACUCCCAAGGAGUACAUCGGCACUCUCAUGGAUUUGGCUCAGGAGAGGCGCGGAGAGUUUGUGGAGAUGAAGUAUGUCACCGAGUCGCGCACCACUCUGUCCUAUGACACCCCUCUGGGCGAGGUGGUGGGGGAUUUCUUUGACCAGCUGAAGUCUUGCACCAAGGGUUACGCCAGCAUGGAGUAUAAAGUCAUCGGGUACCGCAAGAGCAAUUUGGUGAAGAUGGACAUUCAGCUCAAUGGGGAAAUCGUGGAGCCGUUGUCGGCCAUUGUGCACCAGGAAAAGGUGGGUGAGAGGUUAAAAUACACUCUGAUUGCCAUUGUGCACCAGGAAAAGGUGGGUGAAGAGGGUAAUUUACACUCUGCUGACCAUUGUGCACCAAGAAAAAGUGGGUGA